AUGCUCUAUUUGCUGCUCUUUCUGCAUUUUGCAGGAGGACUCAACUUCGCUGGAAUCGUCCAGGAGCGUGUUGGCGUCGUCUUCCUGAUGACAAUCUUCAUGUACACGUUCCUAGGCUUCUUCACCGACUUCUUUGCCUCAAUUGGAAGCACCCUCAACAUCGACGGUGCCUGGGUCCAGGCACUGGUUGCAUUCCUCUUCUGUGCCGCAUUCCUGGUCUUCUACAAGAUCGUCAAGCCACUCUUCCUGGCCAUGACGAUCUUCCUGGUCUACAACGGCAUCGUUGAGUCACUCGCCCAGAUUCCAUUCAUAUUCCACUUCCUAGUUCUGAUUGGAAUCAUAAUUGCAGUCAAAAUGCUAUUCAAGGUGUUUGAAUCAUUCUACAAGUACAUUCUGGUUGCCGUAUUCUCAAUCUACGGAUCACUGAUGGUGCUAUGUGCGAUAUUUGGACUGAUUGGGCUGCCACUGAAUUUCGACGACUACCUUGGCAAAUUUAUUGAUCAGCAAUCACUGAUUGGUCCAAUGGUUGAGAGCUGGAACACUUUGGUGUGGAUUAUGUUCAUAGCAGCAGGUGCAGUAGCACAGGUUGGGUUCAUCAGAAAGGGAAAGUGA
This is a messenger RNA of Enterospora canceri, 612 nucleotides long. Lineage: Eukaryota; Fungi; Microsporidia; Enterocytozoonidae. The record is from the annotation of a GenBank genome assembly.